Branchiostoma belcheri (Belcher's lancelet) is the source of this 951-nucleotide messenger RNA. RefSeq names its product histamine N-methyltransferase-like. Lineage: Eukaryota; Metazoa; Chordata; Leptocardii; Amphioxiformes; Branchiostomatidae. The transcript has 5 exons. Bases 1 to 945 code for a protein of 314 amino acids. The record is from RefSeq and is a predicted model, not a curated record.
AUGUGUACCCCCUUCAACUGUAUCCGAGCUCACGUCACUCCUGAUGGUGACCUGUUGGCCAGAUUCAGAGUACCACUGCUGGAGGCAAUGGAUAACUUCGGAGCGUUGUUAACAUAUUCUAUGCCUCGGUACUUGUCAAGCUUUCGAGCCUUUCUUGACUCCUUUGACGUGAGCGGGCACGGGGAUCUAUCGUACGGAGCCAUGGUUCCAGACUCUAUCCUGUGUGAGUCGGGCGAAGAUGUGCGUGUGCUAAGGAUAGGGAGUGGAUCAGGAGAGAUUGACAGCGUCAUGUUAAAGAAGCUCCUACAGCGCCACAGCAGUGUGUACAUCAGGGUCGUGGAGCCGUCGGAAGAAAUGAUCGGGCGAUAUAAGUCGCUGGUACGUGAAGACACCGGCCUCGGCGCAGUGAAGUUUGACUGGCGCCAGCAGACAGCAGACGAGUACUUCACGACAAAGGAAGAGACAAAGUUUCACCUGAUCCACGCCGUCCACGUUCUAUACUAUGUGAAAGACCUUCACGCCACCUUGCGGAACAUGUGGGAAGAGCUAGCAGACGGUGGUUACAUGUUGAUCGCAAUGGAGUCAGAUAGAAGUGACUGGGGGAAGAUGGUGUACAGGCUGAGGGAAAUAUUCGGCCUAGGUGGAAGUUCAUCAGCUUUAUUCAGUUCACCCACAGAAAUCAAACAGUGGUUUGAUGAAAUGAAGAUCGGUUACGUCACUUCGGAGGAUGAGGUCAAUAUGAACGUCACGGCGUGUUUUAAGGAGGAGUCAGAGCCAGGAAAGUUGCUUCUCGACUUCCUGGUUCACACGCCCCACGUGUCCUCUGAGACAGAUUUGCGGGCAGCAGCCCUGGAGUAUAUUCUUCAGAACUCGUCGAUGGUUGAAGAUAAGAUUGUCCUUAAGUCAGUUAAUGAAGUCAUGGUGGCCUUCAAAACUUGUGAGUAACAAAAG